CUGAGAUCGCAGUCAGAGGCUUAAGGCUGUACAGUGUUUCCUAGUUCCGCCCAGGGGUUACUGUGGCAAUGUGGCUUGGAGACCUCUGUGUGUUAGGAGAAAAGCCUGCUUGAUAUCCUAGUUACAGGGAAGUUGUGUGGCUGCACCGCCCCCUGCUUGUCUGUGUGUUGCUGUGAGAGGAUCACUUCCAGCCUCAGCUUGUCUUCUACUUGGGGAUCCGUCACACUCUCCUCAUUGCCUUGUUUCAUUUGGUUUCUGAUAUGGCACAAAAUGCCUGAACACCUCAGACUAGAAAUGCAGCCUCCUGUUGUUUCUGCUCAUGACUGCUCUCUCUUCCUCUGCUCCUUCAAGCAAAGCAAAGCUGCUGUGAGACUUAAGGAAGAUAUGAAAAAAGUGGUGGUGCGGCCUGGACGAGGACAGAUCCCCAUGCCGUGCAGGAGAGUUUUUGGUGUUCCCCUCAAAGACUUGCAUAAGAGGGGUCUAAUCGUGAAUGGUGUGCCAGCCGUGGUGUGUAGCCUGGUAGAGUACUUGCGCAGUGAAGGAAUGGCUCAGGAAGGUCUUUUCAGAAUAAAUGGAAAUGUCAAAAUAGUUGAACAACUCCGUGUAAAAUAUGAGAAUGGGGAGCAGGUGACGUUGCCAGAGGAUGGAGAUGUUCAUUCUGCUGCCAGUCUGCUUAAGCUAUUCCUUCGAGAAUUGCCAGAUGGAGUAAUCUGUUCUGCAAUGCUACCCCAGUUAAUUCAGGUUUACCAGGAAAGUGGAAGUGACAUACACAGAGAAAGCAGCUUGAAGAAGCUAAUAAAAGAAUUGCCGGACACACAUUACAGCCUACUAAAGUACCUCUGCCAUUUUCUGACGCAGGUGGUUCAACACCAUGCAGUGAACAAAAUGAAUGUUUACAAUUUGGCAACAGUUUUUGGACCAAGCUAUUUCCAUGUAUGUCCUGGCUUUGAAGGCAUGAAGCAGCAGGAAAUUUGCAACAAAAUUGUAGCAAAAUUGUUAGAAGAUUAUACAAAGUUCUUUGAAUGUGAGCCCACAGAGAAGGAUGCAUUGUGUGAAGACAUGGCCAGAAUUAUUACUGUAAAAGAAUACAAUUCCGAUAAGCCCUUGGUCCCACCAAGGUUGGUUGAAAUUCAAGUGGCUUCUCUGUCUCCUAGAAAAAAGGCACAUAUCCAAGAACAACCACUGAAGACUAGCAGUGUUGAAUUAGAGGUACCCAAAUUGUCUCCAAGAUUUAUGGAAACUUUAACCAAUGUUCCAGAUAGACAAGGAAUGGAUCCAGAAGUAAUUGUUCCUUAUAUUUCACCAAGGAAAAAGGCAAACAAGCCCAAUUCUGAAAAAGAACUGCAGGAAAUUGAGGUGCCAAAGCCAAAACAGUCUGUUGGAGUCCCUCAGCCCAGCAUCCUGGUUACAAACCAAUCAACAUCUUCUGAAUCCAUAGAUCUAGUGGAUCACUUGGUUACCAGCAGUUCGGACUCCCUUCACAGCUCUCAGGAAGAUGAACGGCCCAUGUCUCCUUUCUUUAUGAGUGGUCACGUGGCCCAAGUCAGCACCGUCCCUGCUGGUAGAGAGCUCUUGGAAAGAACAAUCAGGACUGCUGUGGAACAACAUCUAUUUGACGUACUUGGCCCUGGCAGUCAAAGUUCAGAGGAAUCAGAGUCUGGAACCUCAUCCCCUUCCACAAGCCUGUCUGCAAGACAGAGGAGGAGACAUCUGAAAGAGCAGGAUGAGAGUAGAAAAAAACCCAGAGACAUGGAGAUGAUUAACAAAGAAAAUAUCCCCUCUGGGUGUGGGAGCCUUGAAGAUUGCAGUCUGAUGCAGGAAGUGGAGAAGCUUCAGGAGAACUGUUCUGGAUACAUAGAGGAAAGAAGCAAACCAAAGAGACAGAAAUCCAGCAGCAAGCUGUCUGAACUCAAUGACAAUCAGGAUGGCACAGUGAAUUCUGAAAACUUUGUGACCUCUAGGAGCAUGGAUAGACAAGAGUUCAGCGGCAUGGAAGUUUUGUCAGAGGGAAGCAAAGAAAAUGAACAGGACAAAGAGAGUCUGCGACUUCCACCGACUGUAAAAAUGAAGAUUCAGGAGCAGCAGAAUAACUCAGAAAUCCGACCACAAAGAAGCCUUGAGGUUGAUGUUGGUCAAGAGGGCUUUGUCCCAGAGGUACCUCGCCUGGACCUCACCUCUCUUUGUGAUGACAGCAACUGGGAAGAACCAGCUCCAGUCCUGGCAUCAUGGGAUCGUGAUGGUGCAGACUCUGAUGAAGCACGUCUGUCUCCUCAAGCAGGCCGUCUCAUCCGUCACCUUCUUGAAACAGACAGUGACCCUAUGUUAUCUCCUCGUUUUUAUGCAUACGGACAUAGUCAGCAAUACCUGGAUGACACAGAAGUGCCCCCUUCUCCUCCUAAUUCACAUUCAUUUAUGAGCAGGAGACGGAGCUCCUCAUUGGGUUCACAUGAGGAGGACAGAGAUGAAGAUCUAACACCAGCUCAGAUCACACGCAAGAUCCAAAGCCUGAAAAAGAAGAUCCGCAAGUUUGAGGAGAAGUUUGAGGAAGAUCGUAAAUACAGACCGUCCCAUAGAGACAAGGCUACAAAUCCUGAGGUUCUGAAAUGGAUGAAUGAGCUGACCAAAUUCCGGAAGCAGCUUAAAGAGUCAAAAAUAAAGAUUUCUGAGGAAGAUUUAGUUCCUCAAAUGCGACAGAGGAGUAAUACACUUCCAAAAAGUUUUGGGUCUCAGCUCGAGAGGGAGGAAGACCGAAAGGAGGCAGAAAAAGUAGCUAAACCCUCUAUUGAAGCCACCAUGGAAACCAUUCAAAAGAAGCUACAGGAUAAAAGAUCUGAGGUCGAUCGGCCAGAAGAUGUUAAGGAUAUGACCAGAGAUCAGAUCGCAGCAGAAAAAGUAUCACUGCAAAAAGCUUUGCUUUACUAUGAAAGUAUUCAUGGCAGACCGGUAACGAAGGGUGAGAGACAUGUGAUGAAACCUCUCUAUGAUCGAUACAGACUGUUUAAGCAGAUCCUCUAUCGUGCAAACACUAUACCCGUCAUUGGAUCCCCCUCGAGCAAGCGGAGAAGCCUUUUGCUGCAGCCAAUAAUCGAGGGUGAAACAGCAUCCUUCUUCAAGGAGGAGGAAGAGGAAGGUUCGGAAGAUGAUGGCACUGUAAACACUGACUUUGCAGUAACCAUGAAGCCAGGUUUUACUGUCCGAAGCUUCUUGGACCAACUUGAAGAUGAAGCUGAUGGCUUUGUUUCCCCGGUGGAUGACAAGACCCCAUCAAAGAGUACUCAAGACCUUGGACUUGGCAAUCUGCAUUCUGCAUCUGUGUCAGAACUUCUAGAACAGCUUCAGGAGGCAAGGGAAGAAAAAAAGCGAAUCCGUAAGAAACUUAGAGACUUUGAAGAUAAUUUUUUUAGACAAAAUGGAAGAAAUGUUCAAAAAGAAGAUCGCAGUCCUAUGGCAGAAGAGUACAGCGAGUAUAAGCACAUGAAGGCUAAACUCCGGCUGCUUGAGGUCUUAAUCAGCAAGCGAGGCACGUCACAGACGGUGUGAUGUUUAAUGCGCCCUCUAGCAAGAAAAACUUUACUAAUCUUUAAAGGGGCAGAUCGUCAAGAGGAACCCACCAUCUCGAAUGUGUGUAACAAUCUACAUUGGCCAGUUUCUGAUUACACAAGGUUGCUUCAGAAAUCAACUUUUAUAUUGUUUAACUGGAUCUAACAGAGUUUCUUCCUCGAUUUUUGGUGCACUCCGAAUAAAUGGUACGGAUAUAUGUUCAAAUUGUGACUGGAGUUACAAGGCAUGACCCAAAACAAAUGAUGGGGGCUGUUGAUCCACUUUAUACCUUUGAAACUGGUUACCUGCUUUGAUCAUUGACCUUUUAUUGGUGAUCAUGUGGUUCUCCAACUCUCAAUUGGAGCACAGGCCUAAUCUUGUCUCCUGCUCUAGUACAUUUUUAUGAAUUUUGUUGCAGGUAUGUGUUCCAAGUACUGAUACUGAAACACAUAUCUAGGACAAGUUAUUACCUCAUUUCAACACUACUUUGAUUCAGCAGUGGCCCUUGUCAUGGUUUGUGACAUAUGGAUGAACAACCUUGCAUUAAACCCUUUUGCAACAAGAUCUAUGCCAGAGCAUGUUGAAAAGCUUGAGUACGCUGGAACAUAUUCAGGCAAACAGCCAUUGCUUAACCAGCUUGUGCAAAUGUGUUGGCGACUGGCGGACAGUUUUUACUGAACAUUAUUUUUUUGUGGACACUCUUAUCCGCUUAAGGAUGACAUCAUUGAGUUAAUUUGUUUGUCUUGGGGGUUACAAGUGUAUAAGGUCUGCCCCUUAACCCUUUUCUGCAGCAUGCACUUUCUUCUUUAUACUAUGACUGUAAUUUAUAAUGCUACCAAUAUCUCUAGUAAGACUACGUGUUUCUACCAAAUUCCUGUGAUCCUUCAGUAUAUAUUCUCAAAAGGCUUUGUCUCCCUGUCUAGCUACAAGGGGCUCAUUUUCCUCACAAAUUUUUGGAAAGUCAUUUUCAUUUAAUUUUAGUUUCUUUCCUACAACUCAACCUACCAGCAUAGAAGUGAUUAUUGAAGAACAUUGAGCUCAGCAAUUUCCAUAAUGUUUCAAUGGGUUCAAGAGAAUAUUCUUCCUGUUCUGCUAUUCUUACUGUUACCGCUGUGGACUGCCUUUAACAACAGUGCCACUCUAUAUGAGGUUUUAUUAGCACUUGAUAUUCAUGCAAGAAUAACCAACAUCUUACAAUCUAAAUGUGGCAUAACAUAUAUACCGGUAUGUAUGUAUGUGUGUAUAUAUAUAUAUAUAUAUAUAUAUAUAUAUAUUCACAUAUGCCUGAAUUAUUAUGGAAAUCCCCUACAUGCCUUUAAGUAACAUCAUGUGUACAAUGGAUACAAGUGUCCCAUUUGAAGUUUCUGUUUUACAAUAUUAGGUUAAUGUGGAUACAUUAUGUACAAAAAAUGGUGAUUUUUGUAUUUCACAUGCAAAGUGAACGAGCACACAUCACUUCUCGAAAACACUUUCCCACCGUAUGAUGGUAAUUUGAUCACAUUUUAUUUUAGUGUUUUUAGGCUAGGUAUCCACACAAGUUUUUUUUUUUCUGGCGUCUUUUGGAAACCUUCCACUGCAGUUUUUGAGUCAAAGUCAGAAGUGGAUCCAGUUGGAAGCAGAAAUAUAAGUCCUUCCUUUAUAUUUAUCAUUCCUUUUGAAUACACUUCUGGUUUUGGCUCAAAAACUGCAGUGGCAGUUUUCCAAAAACACCAAAAAAAAUCCUGUGCGGAAACCAUGCCUUACUCCUAAUAUACAAGUAGACAAAUGCUUUUACACGUUUUACAUAUUUAAUUUUGAAAAAAAAAAUCCCAUUUGAAUUCCUAAUGUGUUUAUUUUCUGUGAAUUUCACAUUUGGUGUGAUCCUUUUUAACCAACACUACAAAAUUGUAUGUUAAAAAUGACGAAUUAGCUUUGACCUGUGUUUCUGUGUCCUGCUAAUCUAGGAAUGCUGCGAUGACUUGGAGAGGAAUCAGGACUGUUAUUCUCAAUACAUUGUAGCCUGCUAUAGCCCAGGUAUUCUUUUUAAUGAUGGCUAAUAGGGCAGUUUUAAUGUCUACCAAUCUACCCUUGUUUUAGAAAACUAUCUUGCAGUCACUAAAUAUUGUAUAUGUUCUUAUUAAUAGCCGUCUGUCUCUAUACAAUAUACUGUUUAUGGUUUCUGAAUUUUAAAUUUGGUAAAGUGAAAAUGGCAUUUAUUUUUUUAGGAACUACACUGUAGACAUUUGUCACACUGUGCCAUGUUCACUGCAUUGAGAUGUCAUGCUCUGAACUAGAAGAAACCAUCAAUAAUGUAUAAAACGAUUAUCUGAAUAAAUGUUGCAGUUUAGCAUUUUAUCUAUCUUUGUGAAAAUUAACAUCUAACCCAGUAAUGUAUCUCUAGCUUGAAAAUAAUAUUCUAAAUUCCAGAGCCCAUCGGUCUCCUUGGUAACUACUCCCAUAGUCUAGAGCUGGUGCAGCGGUUUGCAGCGAUUUCUAUCUAGCACAAAGCAAGAACACAGAUGAUAGAAUGUAAGAAUCAGAGUGUCUUCUGUGAUUCCUGAUAAUGAUCCUUUCUGUUAUAAAUAGGAAUUAUGUCCAUUUUGUAAUGACAUUAGUUUGAUAAUUUUAGCUCUAAAAUACCAAAUAUAUUUUAUCGUAUACCUGAAGAAUUUUCACCCAUGAUACGUAAAUACAAUUUGGUUAGGUAGGGUGGAUGUCUUUGAUUUAGUGGGCACAACACAAUAUUUCAGUGGAGUUGGAAAAAAGCAAGUCUCAGGUAGAGGUCUUAUCACUGUGUGUUUGUUAAAGUUUAGGGUGUGUACGAGUGUAGACAAUAUACACGGCACAUUGCCUACAGUGCCAGACAAUCUUAAAAACACAGAAUGUGAAGUGUUUUACUCAGAACUACUUGUUCUGCUUAUGCAUCCUUUAAUAGUGUUUCUAAAUACAUUUGCACUUAAUUUUUCUGUAUGAAACACAUUCUGAUUAAAAAGAAUUGCGGAAAAGUUACCAAAAUGUACUAUUUGCAUGUUUUAACAUCCAAAACCCAUUAUAAAGGAGUCUGAAAAUUUCAUAUUAAUGUUUGACUGGAUUUCACUUAUCUUUUAAAAAUGUUGUACAUGACACAAGUGUCUCCCCAUAUUAAAGGUAACAUCUGCUAAGCUCGGUUGUUAAAAAGCAAGUUAAAUGUACUCAGUUUCUUAAUAAAGUUGGUGUAAAAGGAGUUUUUAUAAGCUGGUACCAGAGAAGGAUUUAUAGCUUGUGAUUGACUGGAUUUAAAGGGUUUAUUCAGUGUUUUCUUUAGAAAAAAAUAAAAAUAAAAUGGUGCUGGUGCAGAGAGACAAUAAAAAAACAAAAACAUACUUACCUAGCCCAUGUAAAGCUUUGCCUAUGCCUGGUACCCCAAUCUUCUUUAUUCUUCCUGCUUAUGUAAUAAGUGCUUGGUGCAGGACCUGUCAGCUCAGCCAGUCAUUGGCCACAGUAAUGCCUCAUGUCAGCUAGUGAUUGGCUAAUUUGGCAGGUCCUGCAACAGUCCCUUGUCUGCAGGGAAAGAGGACUAGGUAAGUAUUACUUGCUUUCUAUCUUUUUUCCUGCCCCGGCUGUGGUUUUUGGAAAACACUGGAUAACCCCUUUAAGGCUAGGUUCACUUUGCUUUGUGUUAUAUAUAUUUAGAAUAUUUUCAGCUAAAAUUUUUAAGGCAUAAACAUACAUUUUUUUACAUAUAAUUGGCCUUCUUUAUACAGUUGAAAGAUUUGCAUACUGACGUAAAAAGUGUAAAUGACUAUAGUUUUCAGUGCAACUCAAAAAAUUGUCAUGCAAAGGGAUAGAUUUAUUUUCAGUGAAAAGACAGUUGUAUAGACAUACAUCUGGCAGAAUUGGUCCCACACACAGUGAGAACCUAACCUCAUUCUGUUUAGUAUAUAAAAGACUCCAACGUCACCAUUCUGUAUUGUCUUUAUGACUUCAGCAUUAGGAGAAUUUUUGUUUCCCCAGCCACAGAUUCCUCUGAUGUUUCCUUCCCAAAUCUAUUUGCAUAUACACUACAUUAAAACCUAUGAACAGAAUCCAUACUUGGCUGUCAACCUACAGUCCAGCAUCAGGUUGUGGCUGCUUGAUGUUGAACAUAGUCUGAAAGACUCCCUAAAUCUAACCACAUAAAGUAUGUGACAUUCAAAUAUUACACAGGGACAUUUAUCAAUGUCUUGCAGUAAUGAAUCUUCCCAUUUUCCAGUAAAAACAA
Messenger RNA from Hyla sarda, 7759 nucleotides. RefSeq names its product family with sequence similarity 13 member A (gene FAM13A). Gene Ontology annotation, biological process: signal transduction. Lineage: Eukaryota; Metazoa; Chordata; Amphibia; Anura; Hylidae. The coding region runs from base 271 to 3540 and encodes 1089 amino acids. The record is from RefSeq and is a predicted model, not a curated record. The transcript has 25 exons.